This is a messenger RNA of Stylophora pistillata, 865 nucleotides long. RefSeq names its product putative peptidyl-tRNA hydrolase 2. Gene Ontology annotation, molecular function: peptidyl-tRNA hydrolase activity; protein binding. NCBI's taxonomy places the organism in Eukaryota, Metazoa, Cnidaria, Anthozoa, Scleractinia, Pocilloporidae. Gene Ontology annotation, cellular component: cytosol. The record is from RefSeq and is a predicted model, not a curated record.
CGCGUGACUCAAGAUGGCAGACAACUCGUCGAACCCGAAGAAAGAUCUUUCUCAAAUUGUGAGAGGCACGUCGGAAGCUGUAGAACAUGCUCAACCUCGUGUCAGAAGAAAAUCUAAAUACGCUGGACCAAACGAAGACUUUCUCAAGGCUUUGAUAAGUUUGGGGAUCUCGCGAAAUGCAGCAGAGAAGGGUCUGUUCAUGACUGAUAAUUGUUCUGUUGAUGCUGCAGCCAGCUGGGUCCUGGACAAUCAAGAUUUACCAGAUAUAGAUCAGCCAUUUAAGGUAGAAGACUUUACACCAACCCUUGAAGCUCUCCCUUUUGAAAAAGCAUUUCCCUUGGAUGAAAAAACACUGAAGAGUCCUUACAAAAUGGUGUUUGUGGUGAACAUGGAACUCAACAUGGGCGUUGGUAAGACUGCAGCUCAAGUUGGCCAUGCAACUAUUGGUCUCUACAAGAUAAUGGCGUCCCAGCCUCAAAAAUACGACCACAUGUUAUCACAGUGGGAUAAUUUUGGGGCAACAAAGAUUGUCUUACAAGGUGAAAAUACUGCCCACCUGUUUGAUAUAGAGGAGCUGGCUAAAAAGGCUCACAUUCCACAUUACCUUGUCCAUGAUGCGGGAAAAACUCAGGUGGCAUCUGGUUCACUGACUGUGAUUGGUUUAUUUGGUUCAUCAUCAGAAGUGGGAACACUAACUGGGUCAUUAUUACUAUUGUAGAGUUUUUGAGCAACUGUGUUGUCUACUAUAUAGAACAGCGCAGACUGACGUUAAACUAUAGAGGGUGCGAAAUGUCACUAUUAUUAUUUUUAAUUGAAAGAGCUCUUUGGUGUUUAGAGAAGAGAUUAUUAAAAUUCAGAUCAUCAA